Messenger RNA from Dovyalis caffra, 1359 nucleotides. The record is from the annotation of a GenBank genome assembly. NCBI's taxonomy places the organism in Eukaryota, Viridiplantae, Streptophyta, Magnoliopsida, Malpighiales, Salicaceae.
AUGGAGACAAUCAAAUGUAGAUCACUCCCAAACAACAAGAGCAAGAUAGCAAGAACAUUCCAAAAAGUUAUCAACCUCAAGACUGCAACAAAAAUUGCUUCAAAUAAUGGGAUUGGCAUUUGUAUGCUAACACCGCACAACAAGUUUGAUCAAGAUGAUUCAAACACCACCUACAAACCUCAAAACACCAAAGAUAGUCACAAGAAGAAAGAUGCUAGGGCCAAGCGCAGAUCAGUCUUGGAGGCAUUGUUGGCAAAGCUAUUUGCAAGCAUUACUACAAUUAAAGCAGCUUAUGCAGAGCUACAAAUGGCUCAAAAUCCUUAUUGUAGUGAUGCUAUACAAGCUGCAGAUCAGGCUGUUGUCGAUGAAUUGAAACAGUUAUCAGAACUUAAGCGUAGUUUUUUCAAGAAUGAGCUUGACAUUUCGCCACAGGUUACUGUGAUGCUGGCAGAGAUUCAAGAACAACAGAGCUUAAUGAAGACCUAUGAGAUCACAAUCAAGAAACUGGAAUCAGAUGUUGAGGUUAAAGGUUCAGACAUUAGUUCACUCACGAAACAGCUUGACGAGGCUAUUGCAUUUAACAAGUCUCUUGAGAAGAGACUAAAUGCAAGUGGGCCAUUAUCAAUGUUUGACAACAUUCAAUUUUCACUCCUAAACCCAACCCAUUUUGUUCAAUUCUCGCAUUAUGCUUUAAGAUCCAUGAGGAGUUUUGUGAAAUUAAUGGUUCGUGAAAUGGAGGUAGCCCAUUGGGAUAUUGAAGCAGCUGCAAAAGCAAUUGAACCAGAAAACACUGUUUUUGCAAAGCCAAGCCACAGGUGCUUUGUCUUUGAAUCUUUUGUGUGCAAGACAAUGCUUGAAGGUUUCAAUCAUCCAAAUGAAGAGCAUCAGAGUGAACACUACUACUUUAUUGAAUUCAAAAAGCUAAAAUCUUUGAACCCAAAACAAUUCUUGACUCAUCAUCCAGACUCAUCAUUUGCAAGAUUCACAAGGGUCAAGUAUCUUCAACUUGUCCAUGCGAAAAUGGAGUGCUCUCUGUUUGGGAAUUUAAACCAGAGAAAGCUAGUGAAUUCUGGUGGAUUCCCAGAUUCUGCUUUCUUCAAUGCAUUUGUUGAGAUGGCUAGGAGGGUAUGGGCCUUGAAUCUCUUAGCUUUCUCAUUUGGUGAGGAUGUUAGUAUUUUUCAAGUAGCCAAGAAUUGCAGAUUCUCUGAUGUCUACAUGGAGGCUGUAACCCAAGACUCAGUAUUAGAAACUACCAAUUCUGAUACUGAUCUCCGGGUGGCUUUCACCGUGGUUCCUGGAUUCAAGAUUGGCAAAACUGUGAUACAGAGUCAAGUGUAUUUGUCUCCGGUGAGUCCUUGA